UGUCUUGUGUUACGUUCUUCGCGCGUCGCAACUUUCAAUUAGCGUAAUUAGUGUUUCGUUACUUAGAAUGAGUUAAGAGUGAUGUAUGGUGAUUUGGAAAUUUAUGUGAUUUAAAUUAGCGAUGUGGUGGGAAAGAAUUUUUCAAAAAGAAUAUUGUCAUCUUGGAGCAUUAUACUUACUAAUUGGAUUUAUAAAAGUAAUUUCAGCACAAGAAAUUCAAUGUGCUCAUCCAGCAGUGCCGAUCAAUGCGAAGUUAUCGUUAAGCUCCGACACCCUCCUGCCGGGGACGAUCGCCACUUAUAUCUGCGAUGAGGGUUACGAGACCUUCGGCAAUACGUUGGCGUCUUGCUCGCCGUCGGGACAAUGGAUUGGAGAACUUCCCUUUUGCGGCACGAACGUCGCAUUUCGGAAACCCGCAAAUCAAUCCUCCUCGGUACGUGGAGGAGGUGCCAUAAACGCAAACGACGGAGAAAAAAGUACUGAACACGACGGAAAGCGAUGUACCGAAACGCAAAAGGAGGUGAGCCCUUGGUGGUCGGUGGAUCUUCUGCGUCCGUACGCCAUAAAAGUAGUCAGGGUGACGACGAGGGGAUGUUGCGGUCAUCAGCCUCUCCAAGAUAUCGAGAUUCGCGUGGGGAACAGCAGCACCGACCUGCAACGCAACCCGUUAUGCGCUUGGUUCCCCGGAACAGUCGACGAAGGUGUAACCAAAACGUUCACGUGCGCCCGAUCCUUGACCGGCCAGUACGUCUUCCUGCAGCUUGUGGGAGUUGAAGGUUCCCUAUCGUUAUGCGAGGUGGAAGUGUUUACAACGGAAGAAUUUUCGGUGGAUCGCUGCGCGCCGCGUUUGGCACCGGAAGACGCACAGCUCGCAGCGUUCGCAAGGACAUGCUACGAAUUCGGCGUCGGUCGCGGCGGUUCAUUUGCCGAGGCUCGAGCCUACUGCAAGAGCCACAACGGCGAUCUGGUGCAUUCGUUAGGACCCGGUGACACACUCUUCAUACACGCGGAGCUUGAGAGAAGAAAGGCGAAGUUAAAGACGCAAUUAGUAUGGAUCGGGGUACAAAAAGAGCCAGGAUUCACGUCGAGAGUUUGGAAAUGGGUUAAUGGGGAGACGGUAACGCGCCCUGCUUGGGGAAAGGACCAACCCAACAACUACAACGGGGAGCAGAACUGCGUGGUUCUGGACGGUGGUCGGGGAUGGCUUUGGAACGACGUCGGUUGCAACCUGGAUUAUCUCCACUGGAUUUGUCAGCACAAUCCUUCAUCUUGUGGAAGUCCGGAUAAAAAGUUGAACACAACAAUCAAAGGCAGUAAUUACGACGUGGGUUUCAAAAUCGAAUACGAAUGCCCCACCGGCCACGUUUUAAUUGGGGACGCCACGAGGAAUUGUGGCAAAGAAGGCUUUUGGUCUGGAACGGCGCCUUCCUGCAAAUAUGUGGAAUGCGGGGGUUUACCCGAUUUGGAACACGGUACUGUGUCAAUGGUCGAUAAUCGCACGACAUACGGGGCCAAAGCCAUUUACAGCUGUCACGAGAAUUAUACGUUGCUCGGACGAGAAACUCGGUACUGCAAAGAAAAUGAAACUUGGUCCGAGUCCACACCGAAGUGUCUGUUCGACUACUGUCCAGAUCCGGCCUAUAUUUCGGGUGGUAUCGUGAAGAUUAGCGGGCAUAGGGCUGGAGAUACAGCCGUUUACACUUGCCAGCCUGGGUAUAUCAUUUUUGGACAAAGUGUCUUAUCGUGCGCCUUAGGAGGGGAGUGGAUGGGGAAAGCGCCGACUUGUAAAUAUGUCAACUGUGGUACGCCCCCCGCAAUCGACAACGGAAAAUACGAACUGGUUAAUGGUACCACUAGUGUUGAUAGUAUCAUCGAGUACUUUUGCAACGGGGAUUAUUGGCUUGAUGGGCAGCGGAAGCAAUUUUGCACAAGAGAGGGGAAGUGGUCUGCCGAUGCGCCUUCGUGCGAACUAAUCACUUGUGAUGAACCUGAAGUGCCAGCUGGAAGUUACGUGGUGGGUUACGACUUCAACAUCCAUUCGUCGAUCGAGUACCACUGCGAGGUAGGCCACGUUCUACACGGGGAUGCUGUACGCGAAUGCAGUGGCAGUGGUGAAUGGUCGGGGUCUAUGCCUACAUGCGAAUACAUCGACUGCGGGAAAGUACCCACUUUGCUCUACGGAAACGUGGAAUACACAAAUUCGACAACUUACGUUGGUAGCGAACUGCAGUACAGUUGCGCCCGCAGUUACAGACUGACGGGUGUUCCAAAAAGAUACUGUUUACCCAACAAGCAAUGGAGCGACUCGUCUCCAAAGUGUGAAGAAAUUAGGUGCCCGGAACCCAUCCUGGCAGAGCACAGCAUUCUAUCCGUUACAGGAAAUGAUCGCGCCUAUGGACGAACAUUGAUACGAACCGCCGAGUCUACGAAUAAUGGGGCAACGUCGUUUAAGAUUGGCGCAAUUGUCAAGUACAGAUGCGAACGGGGCUACAAAGUGAUCGGGGAACCUUUGAGUACGUGCGAAGAUACGGGACAAUGGAGCGGCGACGUACCUCGCUGUGUUUAUGUCGACUGUGGAAAUCCUCCGAAGCUUGAAAAUGGAAAGGUCAGCUUGGCAUCCAAUGCGACGUACCAUGGAGCUUUGGCUUUGUACAGUUGUGAUCCAAACUUUGAACUAGACGGAGUGUCACGAAGACUUUGCCAAGACAACGGAACGUGGAGCUCCGAUUCUCCCAACUGUGUUGAAAUACAAUGUAAAGACCCUGACGCAUUCCAUGGUGUUCACGUGCAAGUCAGCACACAUAGCGUGGGUGGUAUCGCGCAUUACUCCUGUCCCAGGGGCCAUACAAUGGAAGGAAACUCGACUCGAGUUUGUCUCAAAAAGGGCUCAUGGACUGGACAAGCGCCCACCUGCCUGCCAAUCGACUGCACCCAUCCUGGAACGAUCGAGAAUGGCAGAAUUAUUGUGAUGAACGGCACCACGUACAAUAGCGCAAUUGAGUACCACUGCAUCCCACAAUACGAACGGAUCGGGCCGUACCUACGCAAGUGUUUGGAAACUGGAGAUUGGUCCGGAGAAGUUCCGAGAUGUGAAGUGGCAUCUGCGGAACCAGAAGAUUCGUCUAGUCUAGGGACAAGCAUCGGUAUUGGAGCUGGAGUUGUCCUGUUUCUUCUCAUACUUUUAGGAAUUAUUUAUUUAAAACUGCGAAGAGAGACGCCCGUGAAAAACACCGAAAACGUGGAGGGGGCAGAGAGGAAGGAAGACCGUAACGCGGCCGUCAUGAGCUACGCAACUUUAAGCGACAGAAACGGGUACUCGCAUCCGCCCUUAACGCCCAACCUUUACGAAAACGUGCACGAUGAGAACAUGUACGACGCGCCCUAUGAAGAGACAGGGCGAGAUAGCGGCACCUACGAACCCGAACCGAUAGGAAGGACAAACGGAAAUACAGUUACUAUAAACGGAGUACACGUGCGAUAGUUUUUUCGUUGAGUAGUUUUAGGCGAAAUUUUGUUAUUUCUUGUUAAAAUUUUGCAAAAAAGGACCUCCGAACACGAAUUCCUUGCAUGUACAUAAAUAAUUUUUAAAGGUAUUAUUGAAGGGUGUGAAAUUUACAGGGGUAGUUUUGAAUGGUGUAACGAUGGAAAAGCUAGGAAAGCCAAAUAAACUGUAUAAAAUUGUGCCUUCUUCGUUGUUUAUAGUAAUAGUUGACAGACAGUCGUUUUCGGUUUCAAUGAUUUUGUUUAAAAAUUAUUUAUUUCUCCGCAACUUUAUUUUUAUACCUAAGAGUGUGUGAUGUAAAUGUGAAUGUGUGUAAAUUUAGGUAGUUAUUGUUUGUAAAUACGUGUAAUGUAUGAAUAAUGUAUAUUA
Molecule: messenger RNA, 3871 nt
Organism: Photinus pyralis (common eastern firefly)
Lineage: Eukaryota; Metazoa; Arthropoda; Insecta; Coleoptera; Lampyridae
Gene: fw
Product: CUB and sushi domain-containing protein 2
Exons: 16
Coding region: 122-3481 (1119 amino acids)
Source: RefSeq, a predicted model, not a curated record